Phragmites australis (common reed) is the source of this 4128-nucleotide messenger RNA. RefSeq names its product leucine-rich repeat receptor-like serine/threonine-protein kinase RGI4. The record is from RefSeq and is a predicted model, not a curated record. NCBI's taxonomy places the organism in Eukaryota, Viridiplantae, Streptophyta, Magnoliopsida, Poales, Poaceae. Gene Ontology annotation, cellular component: plasma membrane. Bases 436 to 3774 code for a protein of 1112 amino acids. The transcript is spliced from 2 exons. Gene Ontology annotation, molecular function: protein kinase activity; ATP binding; protein binding. Gene Ontology annotation, biological process: protein phosphorylation; hormone-mediated signaling pathway.
CAGAUAUAAUAGUGCAAUUAAUUGGAAGUGCAGUUGCUAAUUGCUUGUACAACGGACUGAUGGAGCGGCAUAAACAAGAAGAGGGAGAGGUCAGGGCCUCAGGGGUGUCCUGACCCAACCGGUGGCCUCGGAUCCGGAGAUUCUGCAGACACACAUGAGGGGCACACCCUCUCACUCCUACUUUACAAUGUCAGCAACUGAAACCCCUGUGCUUGCUUAAUUAAGCUCAACCCCAGUUCAGUUCUGCUUGCUGCCACCAAGCAAGCUCAAGCCACUUUCCUGCAGUGCUUAGAACACAAGCAAGAACAUAGAUUUGCAAGUGACACCAGCAGCAGCUAAUUCUACAGCAUCAGCUCACCUCAUCUCUUCAUUAAUGUGUUGUUGAAUACGUUGCACACCCAAGUACAGUUUGAACUGUGGUGCCAGCAAGCAGAGAUGCCUCCUGGUACGAGCAGUAGUAGUAGAAGCAGGUGGAGGAGGGCGUGCGUGGCGCCGCUUCUGCGGUGCGCGCUCGUCAUGGCGUGCAUGGGCUGCGCCCUCUCCGUGGACGCGCAGGGCGCGGCGCUGCUCGCGUGGAAGCGCACGCUGCGCGGCGGCGAGGAGGCCCUGGGGGACUGGAAGGAGUCCGACGCGUCGCCGUGCCGGUGGACGGGCCUGUCGUGCAAUGCCGCGGGGCGGGUCACGGAGCUGAGCCUGCAGUUCGUCGGCCUGCACGGCGGCGUGCCGGCCGACCUGUCCGCCGUGGGCGCCACGCUCGCGCGGCUGGUGCUCACGGGCACCAACCUGUCGGGCCCGAUCCCGCCGCAGCUCGGGGACCUACCGGCGCUGACGCACCUCGACCUCAGCAACAAUGCGCUCACGGGCCCGAUCCCGGCGAGCCUGUGCCGGCCAGGGAGCAAGCUGGAGAGCCUGUAUGUUAACUCAAACCGCCUCGAGGGCGCCAUCCCGGACGUCAUCGGCAACCUCACGGCGCUAAGCGAGCUCAUCAUCUACGACAACCAGCUCGAGGGCACCAUCCCGGCGUCCAUCGGGCAGAUGGCCAGCCUCGAGGUGCUCCGCGGCGGCGGCAACAAGAACCUCCAGGGCGCGGUCCCGCCGGAGAUCGGCAACUGCACCAAGCUCACCAUGCUCGGCCUCGCCGAGACCAGCAUCUCCGGUCCGCUCCCGGCGAGCCUCGGCCAGCUCAAGAGCCUCGACACGCUGGCCAUCUACACCGCGCUGCUCUCUGGCCCAAUACCGCCCGAGCUCGGUCAAUGCAGCAGCUUGGAGAACAUCUACCUGUACGAGAACGCGCUCUCCGGGUCGAUCCCGCCGCAGCUCGGCAAGCUCAGCAAUCUCAAGAACCUGCUGCUUUGGCAGAACAACCUCGUCGGCGUCAUCCCGCCGGAACUAGGGGCGUGCGCGGGGCUCACCGUGUUGGACCUGUCCAUGAACGGUCUUACCGGCCAUAUCCCGGCGUCGCUCGGGAACCUGACGUCUCUGCAGGAGCUGCAGCUCAGCGUGAACAAAGUGUCCGGCCCAAUUCCGGCAGAGCUCGCGCGGUGCACCAACCUCACCGACCUCGAGCUCGACAACAACCAGAUAUCCGGCGGCAUCCCGGCCGAGAUCGGCAAGCUCGCGGCGCUGCGUAUGCUCUACCUCUGGGCCAAUCAGCUCACGGGGAGCAUCCCGCCGGAGAUCGGCUCCUGCGCGAGCCUCGAGUCGCUCGACGUGUCGCAGAACGCGCUCACCGGUCCCAUCCCGCGGUCCCUGUUCCGGCUGCCGCGACUGUCCAAGCUGCUGCUCAUCGACAACACCCUCUCCGGCGAGAUACCGCCGGAGAUCGGCAACUGCACGUCGCUCGUCCGGUUCCGGGCGAGCGGUAACCACCUUGCCGGCGCAAUUCCCCCCGAGGUUGGUAAGCUUGGCAACCUCAGCUUUUUGGACCUCAGCUCGAACAGGUUGUCCGGCGCCAUGCCGGCAGAGAUUGCAGGCUGCCGGAACCUCACGUUCGUCGACCUCCACGGCAAUGCCAUCACCGGCGUGAUGCCGCCGGGGCUGUUUCACGACAUGCCCUCUCUGCAGUACCUGGACCUCUCGUACAACGCCAUCGGCGGCGCGAUCCCGUCGGACAUCGGCAAGCUCGGUUCGCUCACGAAGCUCGUUCUUGGCGGGAACCGCCUCUCCGGUCAGAUACCGCUGGAGAUUGGCUCGUGCUCACGGCUCCAGCUCCUGGACCUCGGCGGCAACUCUCUGUCCGGCGCGAUACCGGCGAGCAUCGGCAAGAUUCCGGGGUUGGAGAUUGCUCUUAACCUGAGCUGCAACGGCUUGUCCGGCAUAAUACCCAAGGAGUUCGCCGGGCUCGUACGGCUCGGUGUGCUCGACGUGUCGCACAACCAGCUAUCCGGCGAUCUCCAACCGCUGUCCGCGCUCCAGAACCUUGUCGCCCUCAACAUCUCUGUCAACAACUUCGCCGGCCGCGCACCGGAGACGGCGUUCUUCGCGAAGCUGCCCACGAGCGACGUGGAGGGCAACCCAGCGCUGUGCCUCUCGCGGUGCCCCGGUGACGCCAGUGACCGCGAGCGCGCCGCACGGCGCGCCGCACGUGUCGCCACCGCCGUCCUGCUCUCCGCUCUCGUCGUCCUCCUCGCUGCCACGGCGUUCGUCCUCCUCAGCCGGCGCAAACUCCCCGUGUUCGGCGGCGCGCGCCACGACGAGGACAAGAACGCCGAGAUGUCGCCGCCUUGGGACGUCACGCUGUACCAGAAGCUGGAGAUUAGCGUGGGCGACGUGGCUCGCAGCCUCACGCCGGCGAACGUCAUCGGGCAGGGCUGGUCCGGAUUGGUGUAUCGCGCGAGCGUCCCUUCCACCGGCGUCACCAUCGCCGUCAAGAAGUUCCGGUCGUGCGACGAGGCGUCGGCCGAGGCCUUCGCCUGCGAGAUCGGCGUGCUGCCCCGGGUGCGCCACCGCAACAUCGUGCGGCUCCUGGGGUGGGCGGCCAACCGCCGGACGCGCAUCCUCUUCUACGACUACCUCCCGAAUGGCACCGUCGGUGGCCUGCUGCACAGCGGAGGCUCGACUGGCGCCGCCGUGGUGGAGUGGGAGGUGCGGCUCUCGAUUGCCGUCGGAGUGGCCGAGGGCCUCGCGUACCUUCACCACGACUGCGUGCCGGUGAUCCUCCACCGCGAUGUCAAGGCCGACAACAUUCUCCUCGGCGAGCGCUACGAGGCGUGCCUUGCCGACUUCGGCCUCGCCAGGGUCGCAGAGGACGGCGCCAACUCAUCUCCUCCGCCGUUCGCCGGAUCGUACGGAUACAUCGCUCCCGAGUACGGGUGCAUGACCAAGAUCACAACCAAGAGCGACGUGUACAGCUUCGGGGUGGUGCUGCUUGAGAUAAUCACCGGGCGGCGCCCGGUGGAGCCGGCGUUCGGAGAGGGGCGAAGCGUGGUGCAGUGGGUGCGCGAGCACCUCCGCCAGAAGCGUGAUCCGGCGGACGUGAUCGACCCACGGUUACAAGGCCGGCCAGACACGCAGGUGCAGGAGAUGCUACAGGCCCUCGGGAUUGCCCUGCUAUGCGCCAGCACGCGCCCCGAGGACCGGCCGACCAUGAAGGACGUGGCGGCGCUGCUGCGUGGCCUCCGAAGCGACGACGGCGCUGAUGAGACAUGGAAGGUCGGAGGCGGGUCUGGGGCCAGAUCGGACUCGGUCUCGCCGGCCAAACCGACACCCCUACCCCGCCUGGCCCAGUCCCACUCCCACUCCAGCUCAAUGGCCUACUCAGCACAGGGAGUCUAGCCUAGCCGAAAGAGGAACAGACGGCGCCAAGCAUGCCACUGCAAGGUGUGCGACGACUGACAUGGCUAAUGUUGGCCGAAGGUCGUCGAGCCUGUGAACCACCAAAGUGUCGCCGGAUCGCUGCCAAGGCGAGGGAGAAGGAGCGGACGCGGACAAGUCUGCACCAAUCGAUCGCGACCAUGCCGGCCGGAGGAGGCGCGGUGGGGAAGAAGGCGCGGCGCCACCAUGAAUCAAGCAGCGAGCCUGAGCCAGCAAUUCCUUCUCCUCGUAUACCAUACACAUAGCUGUAACGCAAUUCAUCUUGUACCUAAGUUACCCAAUCUAUCGGUAAUCUGAUGGCAUGAUUGUGUCGUA